This is a messenger RNA of Pungitius pungitius (ninespine stickleback), 2012 nucleotides long. It is a transcript of the gene b4galt3, whose product is annotated as UDP-Gal:betaGlcNAc beta 1,4- galactosyltransferase, polypeptide 3. Bases 640 to 1926 code for a protein of 428 amino acids. Gene Ontology annotation, cellular component: Golgi apparatus. The record is from RefSeq and is a predicted model, not a curated record. Gene Ontology annotation, biological process: carbohydrate metabolic process; galactosylceramide biosynthetic process. The transcript is spliced from 8 exons. NCBI's taxonomy places the organism in Eukaryota, Metazoa, Chordata, Actinopteri, Perciformes, Gasterosteidae. Gene Ontology annotation, molecular function: galactosyltransferase activity.
GUGUGUGUGUGUGUGUGUGUGUGUGUGGAUGCGGCAGCCUGCACUUGACUGUGUUGACGCGGCGAUGCUCUUGCGAGUAAAAGCGUUUGCAGCGCUCUCUAAGCAGCUACGGACGGAUUUGCCCUCGGAUGAGAGAUUAGGAGGAAGAGGAGGAGGAGGAGGAGGAGGAGGAAGAGCGACCACUAUCAGAAAGAACCCGCUUUAUUUUGGGUCCAUCGCGUCUGUGCUCGGUGGGCCGCGGCCCGUGGAUUAUCAGAGAAAGCCGGGGCCUGGAUUUGAGGCGUCGCCGGGAUGCGCUGAAAGCUUGAUGAUGAAAGUAGGAAGAGGUGGAGUGAGCCCAUCCUGGCCCAGGACAGGUUUUAAUUAGACCAUCGCAAAAGCAGCGACGUCUGUGGUCAGGAGGUGAUGGCAGUGCGGGCUGAGCUUCACCAACACUACUACCCAUUUCUACAGAUGGACACUCCCCUGCUGGACGCCUGAGCACCGCCUCCUCCCCCCACCCCCCUCUCCUUCUGCCUCACCUUGCUCAUUGCCCCCUCCCCCCCCCCCCCUCUUUACCAUCCACAUCUCCCUGCCCCAUCUCCCGUUCCAUUUCCCCCAAGUUUGAAUAUCACUGUUCCUCUGCCAUCUUCCUUCAUCAUGGCGUGCUACGGGCGCUCUCUGGACUCCCCGUGCACGCUGGCCUUGCUGGUGGGCUUCCAGUUUGCCUUUGUUCUCUAUUUCUCCCUCGGGGGCUUCAGAGGCCUGGUGUCAGUCCUGGUGCACACCACAGGGCCAGAGUUUGAUUAUUCUCGCCCUCACGAUGUCUACACCAACCUCAGUCAUUUGGGAGUACCGCCUCCGCCGCCCCGCAACUCUGGCACUGGACCCCCUCCGACAGGGCCCCCGCUGAGAGACUGCCGGAUCCCUUCUCCACUGCUGGUUGGACCUGUGUCUGUCCACCUUUCCUCUCCUCUGUCCAUGGAGGAGAUCAUACAGAGGAACCCGUUAGUGAUGCCCGGCGGACACUACCGGCCUCCUGACUGUGAGCCGCGCCACCACACAGCGAUAGUGGUGCCAUACCGCAACCGGCAGACCCACCUUCGCGCCCUCCUCUAUCACCUUCACCCCUUCCUGCAACGACAGCAGAUCCACUACAGCAUCUACAUAGUACAGCAGUGGGGGAACAGUACCUUCAACCGAGCCAAGCUACUGAAUGUCGGGGUGCGGGAGGCCCUCAGAGAUGAAGACUGGAGCUGCAUCUUCCUGCACGAUGUUGACCUGCUGCCCGAGAACGACCACAACACCUACACUUGCCACAAACAGUCCCCGACACACCUGUCUGUGGCCAUGGACAAGUUCAGAUACAGGCUGCCGUACCCACAGUAUUUUGGUGGCGUGUCUGCACUGACCCCGGACCAAUACAUGAGGAUGAAUGGCUUCCCUAACCAGUACUGGGGCUGGGGCGGAGAGGAUGAUGACAUUGCUGCUAGAGUACGCCUAUCUGGCAUGAAGAUCAUGCGCCCCCCAGUGGCCAUCGGUCAUUACAAGAUGAUCAAGCAUAAAGGAGACAGAGGCAAUGAACAAAACCCCCGCAGAUUUGACCUUCUGAAAAGGACCAGACUCAACUGGCGCUCUGACGGCCUCAACUCUCUGACCUACGAGCUCCUUUCCAGAGAGCUGGAGCCUCUCUACACGAACCUCACCGUUGACAUUGGAGAAGACCCCCGUGUGCCGCUGGGCAAAGCCCCCAUCCUAGUGAAAUCAGCGACGCCUCUCCACCAACGUAGCACCAGCAAGGGCGGGCGAGCGGCCAAACCGGAGAAGAGGCCAGACGGCAAAGCGGCAAACGCGACCGCGGCCAAGCCGGCCGACGCAUUGACAGAAGCCGCCCGGUUAAAGGCGGCAAACCAGACCACACCGGAGGAGGCGGGUGUGGUGAAAUAGGACGAGCUGUGUAGUGAAAAGGACUGCGUCUAAUCUGUAGCACAAUUGGCAGCCGCUUUCAGGAGAGGAGGAGGAGGAGGAGGAGG